AUGUCCAAUCCAAACCUGGCUUAUCCGGCCGUAGGGGCCCUGGGCGUCAAAUUGCCUCCGUUCUGGCCUCGGGACCCGAUCGUUUGGUUUCUGCAGGCCGAAUCUCAGUUCUCCAUCCGCGGUAUAACUCAGGAGGAAACGAAAUAUCAUCACCUUGUGGCCAGUCUCGAUCAAGACACGGCGUGCCGCGUGGUGGCGACCUUGCAAUCCCCACCGGUGGACCAGCCUUACUCCAAGCUUAAAGAGCAGCUCGUCAAAACUUUCUCUUUGUCCGAACACGAACGUGCCCAACGCCUCCUCCAUCUACCUCCACUUGGGGACUGA
Tigriopus californicus is the source of this 324-nucleotide messenger RNA. RefSeq lists its product as uncharacterized. Bases 1 to 324 code for a protein of 107 amino acids. NCBI's taxonomy places the organism in Eukaryota, Metazoa, Arthropoda, Copepoda, Harpacticoida, Harpacticidae. The record is from RefSeq and is a predicted model, not a curated record. The transcript has a single exon.